CAAUAUCAGUCACUGUAGUAAGUUGGCCUACGAUUUACGGUUUGUGGCUCGUGCUAAUCAACCGAACUGUUCGUGUCACGGAAUAAUUUGACGAUUGUCAGUUGUCACCGCAAUUAAAAUACAUAGGCAUUCAAGUUUCUGUUUACGAAAAAAUCAGUAUCUAUUAACAACUAUGUUCGUAAUUUAUUCAGCCGAAGUUCGGCUGCUAAACGCAUUUCUUUAGACACCGUUUCGUCGUAUUAUACUACAUAAUAGAUUACUAUUAAACUCUUAGUGUUAAUCUUCAACGACCUAAACACCUAACAGUAUGACGAAAAAUCGCGAUGAAAUACUUUUGAGCGAAGAAUACGGACCAGGAGAGUGCAAUGUCAUAUACAAGAGACAUGACCAACGGCAAUUGAUAUUGGAAUCUGAAAGACGGAAACAGUCCACUAGUUUCAUUCGUAGCUCAGUUAAUAUACUAAAAGAAGUAUUUCUACCAAGAGGAUUUCCAAAUAGUGUGAGCAAGGACUAUACAGAAUAUCAAAUUUGGGAUACUAUACAGGCGUUUUGUAGUACAAUAUCAAACAUAUUAGCUACAAAUGCUAUUCUGAAAGGUGUCGGUGUAGGUGAUGCUCAAGCUACAGCUCUUGCUGCAUCCAUUACUUAUAUACUUAAAGAUGGAGCUGGUAUGAUUGGGCGCAUAACUUUUGCGUGGUGGAAAGGAUCUGAAUUGGAUACACAAUGUAAAAAGUGGAGACUCCGGGCAGAUGCACUUAAUGAUUUGGCAAUAUUCAUUGAAUUACUUUUAGGUAUUUCAUGGGUUAAACCGUUUUCGAUAAUAAUCCUAUCAUUUUCAAGCUGUGCAAAGUCCAUUGUAAGUGUUGCUGGAGGAGCCACACGUGCAGCAUUAACACAACACCAGGCUAUUCGUGAUAAUAUGGGAGAUGUUUCAGCAAAAGACGGUAGUCAAGAAACUUGUAUUAAUCUACUUGCUUUUCUUAUUGGAUUAAUCAUGUUACCAAUUGUAGAAAACCGUAUUUUAUUGAUAUGGAUGAUUUACUCAGUAGUAACUUCAUUACAUUUAUUUGCCAACUACAAAGCAGUCAAAAGCUUAAAUAUCAAUGUUUUCAACAGUGCCCGUUAUGAUUUGACUCUUAAAUAUUAUCUGUCUAAUGAUACACAAAACCAUGAUGUACAAAAACCUGACUAUAUUAAUAAACGAGAAGCUUGUUUUUUAGAAGAUGAAAAGCUGUCUUCAUUUAAAAUUCAAUUGGGGGCAUCCGUUCAUGAAUUGUUGUAUACAAAUACAUUAACUACAUGGGAUAUAAUUGAUCACAUUGAAAUGUAUAAAGAUUAUCUUUAUAUAUUGAUUAUUGAUACACAUAAAGACAUCAUCCGUGUAGUGUUAGAUAAAAAUAUCAACACUGAAAAUAUUUUAAAAGCAUACUUUCAUGCUAAUAUACUAGGUCAUUUAAUUAGUCCCAAGAAUAAAUUGUCAUUGAUAAAACUCAAUUCUCUUCGUUCUAUGAAAUAUACAUCCAACAACACUCAAUUUGGUUGCACACAUUCCGAGUAUGUUCAACUAGCAUGCGAAUUUGUUAAUAAAAACUUUGAUAAGUUUCUCCUCCAUGCUAAAAUGUCAGAUUGGAGCUGUACAAGUCAUCAAUUAGUAGUAGAUGAAUGGAGGGCUUCAUGGUGACAGGAUAUUUAUUGUAAUUAUUUGGAUAAAAAAAACUAUUAAGCAAUGUUAAUAUUGUAAAUGAAAAUAUAUUUUUCACAAAAACAAAAAAUUCAUAGUUCA
Molecule: messenger RNA, 1783 nt
Organism: Aphis gossypii (cotton aphid)
Lineage: Eukaryota; Metazoa; Arthropoda; Insecta; Hemiptera; Aphididae
Product: RUS family member 1
Exons: 9
Coding region: 308-1681 (457 amino acids)
Source: RefSeq, a predicted model, not a curated record